AGAGCAGUUUACUCACACUCCUCACACACACACUAUAGAAGUGAAGCUGCAGCUCUGUUCAUACAAGCUAACCAUCAAUGACUAUACUGCAUCUUCAGUCCCCCCCACAAGCUGGCCAGGAUUGGAGGGAAGUCUCAUUUAUCACUCAUUUCUAAGCAGGGCUGCUAGUGAUUAAGGCUGCAUUUGGAAGAAGCAGCAGCACACAAUCUCAGGAGCUGAUUAUUGAAUCCAGACCUGGAUGUGCAGUGUUGCAAUGUGGUGACCCCCUGGGGGGUGUACAUGUGUGACCCAUUGAAGGGGGCUGUGCCUGAGCUCAGAGUCUUGGUCAUCUAUUCUACAGGAAACAAUCUAGAGAACACUAUAUGCACAGCCAGAGCCUGGCAACUUCCAAGGAGGAUAAGAGGAAAGCCAUCAUUAUCUGACAAAGGGUUUAGUGGCUACAGACAAUUUGUCACAAUGUAGAAGAUUCAAGUGUCGGCUGGAAAGCGCUGUCUUCUCUUUUCACAUUGGAGUGGUGAACCCAAUGAGUCCUCCUCCCUCUGCCACUGCCCAUGCUGGGCUCCAGAGAAUGGGGAGCAGUAGCUCCACUUUUACUACAACCAACUCGCUGAUUAAAAUCUGUAGAGAUCACAAGGGAGGAAUUAACUGGAUGAGCUUGAGCCCCGAUGGGUGUCAUCUGCUGACUGCCAGUGAGGAUUGCACGGCCCGUCUAUGGAGAACAUCUGACAAUCAAUGCUGCAGGUUGCUGCAAGGACACAGCAGCUACAUCACCUUUUGUCAUCUGGAGAACGAGGUGGCGUUCACAUGCAGUGCAGACCACUCUGCGAGAAAGUGGGAAGUAGCAACAGGACAGUGCCUGACCGUGUACACAGGACACACGUCCAUUGUUAAUAGGAUUCUAGUCAGCAGGAAUUUGCUCUUCAGUGGUUCUUAUGACCGGACAGCUCGUCUAUGGGAUGUAGACUCUGGCAGAUCUCUUCAGGAGUUUCAGGGUCAUAGAAACUGUGUGUUGGCCUUAGCUCAUUUCUCAUCCAGCGAUAUCCUGGAAGCAUCCGACAUGGAAGGGAAGGAAGUGAAGGAAUUUCUGGUGACUGGGAGUACAGACUGCACAGUGAAAAUCUGGGAAGCCUUCAGUGGUUGCUGCCUCCAGACCUUACGGGGACACGUAGGAGCCAUACUGUGUAUUGUGCUGGAUGUCCCCAACAAGGAACUGUUUUCAGGAAGCACAGACUAUACCAUCCGAAAGUGGAACAUGGUCACAGGAGACCAACUGAAAGUGUUCAGAGAUCACCAGGGAUCUGUUAUCUGCCUGGAGAUGGUGGGACGACACUUGUAUUCUGGGAGUGUGGACCGAACAGCGAAAUGCUGGUUGCCUGACACCGGUGAAUGCGUCCGGACAUACAAGUCUCACAAGCACAGCGUUAGCACUUUGAAAUACCAUGCUGGAAUAUUAUUUACAGGAAGUGGUGAUACUUGUGCAAGGGCAUUUAACACAAGGACCGGAGCUUUGCAACAAGUCUUCCCAGGACACACAUUCAUCAUAAACUGCAUUCAGAUAUAUGACAAUGUUUUAUAUACGGCUUCUCAUGAUGGAACUCUUAGAGUCUGGGAUAUAAAAGAAAUCUGCUCGCAGACCAAGCACCAGAAGAAGACCUCAGUGCGGAGUAAACUCUCUCAGAAGGGAAGCUUGCCUCACAUUUUCCAUAAUAAAGUAGGCUGCUCACCAGAGGAGAAUGAUGACUGUGAACCAGUAGAAUUACUAUAAAGGCUGGAAGACUUUUUAUUCUAGCAAUACUGGAACUACUUCAAUAACUGCCCACAUGACUGCUAUAGGACCCUGGGACAAAUCGGGGCCAAAUGAAAUAUCAGUGUGAGUCUUUCCUUUUAUAGGUCUGCUUUGUGCUUCUGUACAGUACCAUAACCAGGGGUCAAGUCCUGGGAAAAAAAGUGUGGGAACUCCCACCCAAGAUCCACUCCCCCACCAAAAAAAAAUUA
Rana temporaria (common frog) is the source of this 1995-nucleotide messenger RNA. RefSeq names its product WD repeat domain 86 (gene WDR86). NCBI's taxonomy places the organism in Eukaryota, Metazoa, Chordata, Amphibia, Anura, Ranidae. The record is from RefSeq and is a predicted model, not a curated record. Gene Ontology annotation, molecular function: protein binding. The coding region runs from base 524 to 1765 and encodes 413 amino acids. The transcript has 7 exons.